UCUAAGGGAGGCAGCGCUAUAUUUCUAUAGAGGUUACUACUACUUUACAAACUUCAGUGGAUAACCCACUGAAUGAGAAAGAGUCCCGUGAUGUUUUCAUUUUGAAUCAUGGGAAGAUGAUGGAUUUAUUUAAACGCUGAACGCCGAAUAAUGGACGUCUAAAAGCAUUUGCAAGGUUGAGUACAUGAGGGAAGAAGCGGAAGAUUGCUCUGAAGAUGAGGAGACUGUCACGGAAGAAAGCCCUCAAUCUCGUGAAGGAACUGGAUGCUUUUCCGAAGGUUCCAGAGAGCUACGUGGAGACGACUGCAAGUGGUGGAACUGUGUCUUUGAUUGCCUUCACUGCAAUGGCACUGUUGGCAUUCUUUGAGUUCUUUGUGUAUCGGGACACGUGGAUGAAGUAUGAGUAUGAGGUGGACAAAGACUUCUCCAGUAAAUUAAGAAUCAAUAUUGAUAUUACAGUUGCCAUGAGGUGCCAAUUUGUGGGUGCGGAUGUGCUGGACUUGGCCGAGACCAUGGUGGCAUCUGACGGCCUGCAGUAUGAACCGGUAGUGUUUGAUCUCUCACCUCAGCAGAGACUGUGGCAGAGGACAUUGUUGCUCAUUCAGAAUCGUCUGCGGGAAGAACAUUCGCUGCAGGACGUGCUGUUUAAGAACGUCAUGAAAGGAGCCCCCACUGCCCUGCCCCCAAGAGAGGACAGUCCUAAUCAGCCACUGAAUGCCUGCAGGAUACACGGUCACCUCUAUGUCAACAAAGUGGCAGGGAACUUCCACAUUACUGUGGGCAAGGCCAUCCCGCAUCCAAGAGGCCACGCCCAUUUAGCCGCCCUCGUCAGCCAUGAAACAUAUAACUUCUCCCAUCGGAUUGACCAUCUGUCCUUCGGAGAGGAGAUCCCAGGCAUCCUGAACCCGCUGGACGGCACAGAGAAAGUCUGCACGGACCAUAAUCAAAUGUUCCAGUACUUUAUCACCAUUGUGCCCACCAAGCUGCAGACCUACAAAGUGUCAGCUGACACUCACCAGUACUCUGUCACAGAGCGGGAACGCGUGAUUAACCAUGCUGCAGGCAGCCAUGGCGUUUCAGGGAUAUUCAUGAAGUAUGACAUCAGCUCUCUGAUGGUCAAGGUUACCGAGCAACACAUGCCGCUCUGGCAGUUCCUGGUUCGGCUCUGCGGCAUCAUUGGGGGAAUCUUCUCCACAACGGGGAUGAUUCACGGCCUUGUAGGCUUUUUUGUGGAUGUCAUCUGCUGUCGCUUUAGACUGGGAGUUUAUAAGCCCAAAGAUACGAGCCUCCUGGAUGGUCACAUAAACAGCCGAACGCCGCUCCUCACAGAGAAUGGGAGCCACUAACUGGAGCCCAUCUGAGUCCAUUAACUCUCAACAGUCUCCAUAACCCCCCCCCCCACACACACACACACACACUCGCUUUACAAGACCCAGGACACAAGCACAGCAUCUUUUCAUCAAGCGUUUGUAAUGUGUUACCCCAAUAUUAGUUAGGCUCCUCCAUAAUCAGUCUGAUUCCUUCACCUGAAACAACAUCUGAAGCAAUCAAAAUUACAAUGCAAUCAAAAAUGCAAAACGGAGGAGUCUAUGAUACCCCUGAGACGUGGCAAAAAUAAAAGGUUUUGUGCAUUUGGUCAGUAUUUUUUAUUUUUGCAGCUAAUGUCUUUGGCUGUUUGCUGCCAUAAAUUGCUAAUCUAAAAUGAGCUUGCCUUUUUAGACAGCUAUGUUUUUGGCACAUGCAACUCUAAAAUAAGAAGAAGAAGAAGAAUCCUUCCCCAACUACCAUCAGGACUAGCAUUUAAGUAGUUAAUCAACUACAACUGUUCAAAUUUGAUGAGACUAGAGGCUGUAAUUAAAUUAUGCUAGAUUAAGGAAAGGUUUGCCUUGAUAUGGUUAGUCCACUCCUGUCUAUAUCGCGCAAACUACUCAAGGAAACCCACAGACAUAAAUUGCCACAGUAUUAUGAAUGUCUGGGACAUCAUUUAGGUAUUUUUUUUUAAAAAAAGGCUACUUUCAAAACCAUUUUCUCCAUCUACUUGACAUUCAGUCGAUAACAUGAAACCCCUCCACUAGAGGGAGCCAUUUGCCUCAGGAAGGUUACUGUUGCAAGCAGUGUGUGGCUUAUAAUGUGCGUGUACCUGUGUAUCUGUUUACAGUGAUUUAUGAUUGAAUUGUUUUGUGUCUUUUCCCUGAGCCGGUUGGCAAAAGUGCUUUAUUUAAAGUAAAUUUUACUGAUUUGGGUUAAAAUAGGGAGUGGGAGAACCCACUCUCUGAAAGUCCACAUUACAGAUCAAGUAAAUGAUUGGUGCAGAACCCCGUAGACAAGCUGUCCUUGUCCUAAGUUCUCUUCUUAUUGUACUAGAGGUUGUUUUCAAUUUAGACUGAAAUCCUUGUUAAUAAAAUGUGACGAACUUGCCUGGUUAAAAACCAUCUGAUCCCUAUUGACAUUGAAUUGACUGUUGAAAGGUUCUUGC
Molecule: messenger RNA, 2476 nt
Organism: Chanos chanos (milkfish)
Lineage: Eukaryota; Metazoa; Chordata; Actinopteri; Gonorynchiformes; Chanidae
Gene: ergic2
Product: ERGIC and golgi 2
Exons: 14
Coding region: 216-1346 (376 amino acids)
Biological process (GO): endoplasmic reticulum to Golgi vesicle-mediated transport; retrograde vesicle-mediated transport, Golgi to endoplasmic reticulum
Cellular component (GO): COPII-coated ER to Golgi transport vesicle; membrane; endoplasmic reticulum
Source: RefSeq, a predicted model, not a curated record